AUGUCAGAUGUAGGAGAUUGGUACCGAAGCGUACCUCGCUUCACAAGAAUGUGGUUCACUGGCACCGUAGUCCUAUCACUUUUAGGCCGUUUCGGCCUGCUGAACCCACUCAAUCUUAUUCUGCUAUAUCCGCAAAUAAAACAGUUUCAAAUAUGGAGGUUUGUCACUUGUGUACUGUAUUACCCUUUGACACCACAAACAGGGUUCCAUUAUUUGAUUAAUUUGUAUUUUUUGUAUAAUUAUUCGAGGCGAUUAGAGACAGGCCAUUUCCUAGGAAAACCAGCAGAUUAUGCAUUUUUGCUUAUGUUCAAUUGGAUAUGUUGUGUUAUUAUUGGGUUGGUUGCUGAAAUGCCGAUUCUAAUGGACCCAAUGGUCUUGUCAGUACUCUACAUUUGGUGCCAACUGAACAAAGAGGUAAUAGUAAACUUCUGGUUUGGUACCAGUUUCAAAGCGAUUUAUUUGCCUUGGGUACUGCUGGGAUUCAAUCUAGUCAUGUCUGGUGGCGGAGUGAUGGAGCUAAUAGGAAUCCUCAUAGGCCAUUUAUACUUUUUCUUGGCGUUUAAGUAUCCCCAGGAAUUAGGCGGACCAUCUUUACUUGCCACACCGGGCUUUUUGAAAAACUUUUUUCCAGAUGAAAUUGAAAGAACUGUCCACGGGUUUGGACAGGUCCCAGAAAGAGCUCCAGGGGUUCCUGGAAGAAGAGGGUUUGGCCAUAAUUGGGGACAAGGGAAUGUUUUGGGAGGCAAUUAG
Ceutorhynchus assimilis (cabbage seed weevil) is the source of this 750-nucleotide messenger RNA. Lineage: Eukaryota; Metazoa; Arthropoda; Insecta; Coleoptera; Curculionidae. The record is from the annotation of a GenBank genome assembly.